AUGGCUCUAUUCAAUGAGCCAAGUUUCGAGGCCCUGCAGGCGAACACCCCAAAUGACCCCCAGUUCAAUGUUUUAAACACAGCAAUAUUCCCUACGGAAACCGAUUGCCUAGAUCAAUCUCAGCCUCGCCUGACAGAAUUUCAUCAAUUCUCUCGUUUCCCAACUGAGAUCCAGCUGCGUAUCUUGGAGCUCACACAGUCGCCCAAGACCAAGCGCCUGGUCACUAUUCUCCUCAUGAAAGACCCAAGAGUCGAAGAAGAAUCUCAAAGCUCAUGCCCGCAGAACUCCCUACAAAGAUACCGUAUACGCCUUCCAAUGAACCCUGGAAAUCCCAACAACGAGUAUCUUUACCUCGAUCCAGAGAACGAUACUCUGUACCUCGACUCAUUUGGCGUCCCACCUUCAACUCUAGUCGGCUUCUUUCACGAUCUUCGGGCAUACGAUAAACAAGGAAGCGGCCUUUGGAACCUCGCAAUCAACAUGCAAUGUGUUGAGCACCUCAAGUUUCUGCACUUAACUACCCCUGAAAUCUUGCGGCCAGAGGAGGUGAGAUCAUUCAAGCAAAGUCUUAUGACCCUGGAGCAUCUAUGGUUCAUCCACCUGCUCAAUAAGGACAACAGGUACAUGGGCCUACCACCGGCUCAGCGAUCCAGUCGCCUCGGCUCGUUCACUAAUUACCGAAGACCAGUCACUCACGCCAUGCCUCUCUUUCCCGAAGCUUCUGAGUUCUAUAUCAUGCCCGCCGACCCUCGCCUGCUUAAGCGCUCUGACUUUGAGCGGGUGCGCUUCUGGAAAGAAUAUGGCCCAAUGGGUGGGCUGUUUUGGUGGGAAUCCAUGGAGACUAAAUUUGGCAUGACAGCAGAGAAUGAAUCACUGCCACAGCGAGAGAUCUCGUAUGUGAUAGCCGUUGACGCAACGGAAGAUCACACCGUGUGUUCACAAGAUUGCCACGACCGGUGCGGGGAGGACGUUGUGCGCAGCAUCAGUUCCCUGAAAACUUAUCUUGUAAGGGAGGAGCACCAAGCGCCGUGCCAGAUUGGCAGCCUCGAGGGGAUCGAAAAGGGGCAGGAGGUAUCGGUUGCAGGCUUUUGGGUCUUUCCAAUAGAUGUGCUUGAUGAACAAGAACCUCGGCAUGCUGGAGUGCCUCCGGAUAUGGAUGUAGUGGAUUUCUCCAAUAGGAGCCCAGCACUAGGUGUAUUUUAUUUACCAAAGGGUCUAAUAGAAUGA
This is a messenger RNA of Clonostachys rhizophaga, 1227 nucleotides long. The record is from the annotation of a GenBank genome assembly. NCBI's taxonomy places the organism in Eukaryota, Fungi, Ascomycota, Sordariomycetes, Hypocreales, Bionectriaceae.